Molecule: messenger RNA, 909 nt
Organism: Cylicostephanus goldi
Lineage: Eukaryota; Metazoa; Nematoda; Chromadorea; Rhabditida; Strongylidae
Source: the annotation of a GenBank genome assembly
AUGACAGAAAAUCUCAGUCAAAACGUCCUCAAGACUGUUGUAGGCGCUGGUGCAGCCGUUGGCGAUCCUUCACAUCCGAGGCAGACAUCGGCAUUCAGUUUCGUUGGUGACACAGUGACUGACGCUGUGCAGAGAACGAGCGCGGUGGCGGCCGGAAUUAGAACUUAUGCAGAUCUGUUGCUGAAAGGGAUUACGCCCGGCACUGGCGGCCACACAGUUUCACCAGGCGGCGAGAAGACUUUCGGUUUUAAAAACUCCGGUCUGAGUUUCGACGUCGUCUCAGGACUCAGCAAGGUGGCCGAACUAAUUUCAAAGGGAGCCAUUCAACUGCCGAGUCAUCCCUUGCCGAAUUUACAAAAACUUGGCCAGGAAUCAAUGGAGGAACCCAUGUUUAAGGAAACCGACUUCACAAAUCAGAAAUAUCUUCGUCAAGAAGAAGAGAGUGACCAAGCCCAGUCCUUGGAAGGUCUCACAGCUGAAGAGAGGGAAUUUUUGAUGAAAGCCGCUCAGUCGGUAGAGGAGGUGGAUCCAGUCGUGGAAGCUCCUCCACCCGUGGAUACGGAUCUGGGAAUCCCUCCACCUAAAAUAAAUGUUAGUGUCAAACCACCACGAAAAGAUGCAAAUGCCAUGCCACGAACGCCUGGUCAUAUGAGUGGGCAUGAGGGAGUUUUAUCGCCACCUCAAGAAUCCAGUGCGACUAUGGGCUUCCCUCCGAAAGUGGAUGCAUUCAAAAAGACCCCUCCAAAAGUGAGGAUGACUAGGGAGGUUACCCAGAAGGCAAAGGAGAAAGCUUACCGACCUUCACUUCCAACAGAUUAUAAAGUGAAAGCCGAAGAUCUCGCGGAAAGCUUGUCGAAGAGCAAGGAAAGGAAGGUGCCGUCUUCAAGGCUUGGCCGGUUGGUAAUUUAA